Messenger RNA from Durusdinium trenchii, 1386 nucleotides. The record is from the annotation of a GenBank genome assembly. Lineage: Eukaryota; Dinophyceae; Suessiales; Symbiodiniaceae.
AUGGAUCUGGCAGCCCUCGCAGCGGGCGGGGUUGGGAGCCUCUUUGGCUACAACCGUGAGAACUAUUUCUUUGAUGGCAAGCAGCGGAUCAAGCGAAUCUACCAAGGCCAGACCAUGCGAGUGAAGCAGUUCGAGCUCUUUCGAGAAGAUAUCCGAGACUUGAUGAAUCUCACGGUGGCCAAGAUGGACAACUACUUGAUAGUGAAUACCAUCCAGAUUGGCUUGGUGGUGGUGCUCUUUACUGAGGGUCGGCCGAAGCCGGGCGACGCCCCGCCGUGGCUCUUGUUCCUGUGGGGAGCCUCGGGGGUCGGCUCCUUCAUGUACAUCGCCCUUUGCAUUUGGUUGGCCAUGCAUGCGUCCAUUUGUUCGCACUCCUACUGCGUGCGCAUCCUGACGCAACUUGUGCGACUGCCCAUUCCCACGAAGGAGCAGUUGGAUGCUGCAAGGGUCCUGGCGACCGACUUCGAAGGAGCCGAAGUCAGGGAGAUGCUUCGCUUUCCCGUGGUCAAGCAGCAGCUGAAGAAGCUGAAAACCAUGGUGGAGCAGAUGGAAGAAGAGCAGCUGACGGAGGAAGCGACCUAUGGCAGCGAUGCCGCGAGCGACCCGGGAGAGGAAACGAUGCUGGAUGCCUCUGGUCGUCCCGUGCAGAGCGACACCUUGGCACAUGUGAAGCUUUAUCGUCGCAUGCAGGCGAAUUGGCAAGCCUAUGACGCGUACGCACGUGUGUGCAUGGCAAUGGGCACCAACCAAUUCUUGCAGCAACUGGGCUACACCUGCUUGAUCGGCUUCAUCUCGGAGAACCACUCCGUUCUACCGGGGAUUUGUUCGGUGGUGAUCUUCAGUGUUUGUGCCGCGCUGCUGGUGCGCUUGGACCUCUACUUGCCGUUGCAGCACUUGGUCCUGGCGGGGAUUCUGAAUACGUUGCCACCAAUGAUUGCCGGGGUGAGUUUGAUCCUCAACAUGUUGACGUUGGACGGUAAAAGUGCAUACUGGAAACUCUUGGGCGAUUCGCUGGUGCCGGCGGCCUUCUUCCUGCACAUUCUUUGGCUUGGCCUUCUGCUGGUUUGGGCAAAGGGCAAAGUGAUCAACAACAUCUAUUUGCCCACGAUCUUCCGGGCUGUGCUCUACUUGGACGUCUUCGGCUGGUUAAGUUCCGAAGAUCGUCAGGAGUCUCGAACGCUCACGGGGGGCUGCAGAGGACCCGGAGAACACGGCCGACUCCUUCUCCGGGCUGAGCGUGGUUCAAGAGGAGGAGCCUUCCCAACCGAGCCGCCUACGCAUCCCCGGAUCCGAUGGGCGUCGACAAAGCCUCCGAGACUCCUUAGCCAAGCUCUGCAGCGAAAUGAAGAGCGACUUGGAGAAGGACCUGAAGUGUUUCGAAGCUGA